AUGGUUCGUGAAAUAGUGCACAUCCAAGCUGGACAGUGUGGUAACCAAAUCGGUACAAAGUUCUGGGAAGUUGUUUCAGAUGAACAUGGAGUGGACCCAACUGGAAAAUACUAUGGAGAUUCAGAUCUUCAACUUGAAAAUAUCAACGUAUAUUUCAAUGAAGCUAUAAACACUAGAUAUGUUCCUCGUGCCGUUCUUGUAGAUAUGGAACCAGGAACGAUGGAUUCAGUCCGAGCAGGUCAAUACGGACAGCUAUUUCGUCCUGACAACUUCAUUUUCGGUCAAUCAGGUGCAGGAAACAAUUGGGCCAAAGGAUAUUACACAGAAGGACAGGAACUUUGUGAUCAAAUCAUCGAUAUCAUCAGAAAAGAAGCCGAAUCAUGCGAAUGUUUACAAGGGUUUCAGCUUGUUCAUUCUUUAGGAGGUGGAACAGGUUCUGGACUUGGAACACUAUUAUUAAAUAAAUUACGAGAAGAAUAUCCAGAUAGAAUUUUAA
Molecule: messenger RNA, 496 nt
Organism: Trichomonas vaginalis G3
Lineage: Eukaryota; Parabasalia; Trichomonadida; Trichomonadidae
Product: structural constituent of cytoskeleton
Exons: 1
Biological process (GO): mitotic cell cycle; microtubule cytoskeleton organization
Cellular component (GO): cytoplasm; microtubule
Molecular function (GO): GTPase activity; GTP binding; structural constituent of cytoskeleton
Source: RefSeq, a predicted model, not a curated record